AUGCAGCUCGUCGAGCCCGAGCUCGCUGCAGAUCUCAUCGUCCUCGCCGCACGCUGCCCAGGGGCGGCCGCUUUCCUCCGCGCCUUCCUCGCCUCGCCGCUUGUCAAGUUGGCAGACCUUGAGUUUGUCAUCAACGUCAGCGCGGGCGCGGCGGUGGCUGCUGGCCACGCAGAUGCCUUUGCCGUCCUCUCUGCCGCCGAUAAGCAGGGGUCGAUCUGCGCCGCCACCAUCCACGACUCUCUUAUCACCGCGGUCCGUGCGGAUGUUCCAGGUGCACUAGCGGCUGCGUUAGACUGGCUUGGUCUCUCGCCGUCGCGCGAGCUGAUCGAGGCGUGCGCUCAUGGCGCGCCGCGCGCCCUCGGCAUACUCCUUGAUCGCACGCCGCCGCGUGCGCUGCGACACGUCUUGCCUGACGGGCUGGGCACCGCUGCCGCUAACGGGCACGUCGACAUUGUUGCCGUGCUCAUGGCACAACCGCAGCUUGAGGUCUCACCUGCGCUUGCCGCUCGGGUGCUGGCCUCGGCCGCCGCCCAUGGGCGCGUCGAGGUUGCUGCCCUGGUCUUGGAUGCCUGGCGGACGACAGUCGAUCUGAGCCUGGAUGACUCGGCGUGCCUCACGGCUGCCACUAGCACGCACUCGGCGGCUGCUUCUGCUGCACUCAUGGCCAUGUUGUUGCAGGCACCGGGCGCCAAUCCCACCGCCCGCAACUGCGAGGCCAUCUCCCGCGCCGCCCGGUACGGCCUCCUUGCCAGCCUCGAUGUGCUCCUUGAUGCCUGUACUCCGGCCCCGCCGCCGCUCGCCUUGACUCGUGCUCUUGAUGAGGCGCUCACCCGUGGCCAUGCCGACGUGGUCGUGGCGGUCUGUGACCGCAUCCGCGAUCAUUGCGACUCUUGCGCACUCUCACCCGAUCUCGCAUCGUCGCUCGCUGCCGCCAUCAAGAUCGGUCAUGUGUCGGCAGUCACCGCCUUUACCACUAGCCUACCGGCAACCGUCUUUGACGCCGAUGCGCUGGCAUCCAUCGUCGACACGCUGGUCGUGACCGCGCUUGCUCCGCCUGCAGCAGCUACCAUCGACCCCAAGCGCACGCUCCUCGUCGACGCCGCCAAGGAGUCGGGCAACUUUCUGUUCCGCACCAACAUGCCGACGACGGCUAACGGAUCGUUUGCCUACGACCUGCUCCUCGAGUACAUGCAGCAGCGGGCAGAGGCUGCCGGGCUCAGCUGGCCGGCGUCUGUGUACAUUGUUGACAUCUCGCUGCUCAACCCGACCGAGUUCAAGGACGAGGCCAUCGAGAAGAAGUUCUUCAAGGCACACCCAGAGGCCGGCGAGUACAUCAAUUGGCCGAUUGUGGGCGAUGUGUCGAACCCGCACGAGCUUCCGCUGGACGUCGUCAAGGUGCUCGCCGAGCGCAUGCACGAUUGGGACUUUGACCAGCUUCCCAAGCGCAUUCCGCUGGUUCACGAGUGGCUACAGCAAAAGUACGAUACCCCGCGGGCCUUUGUCUGGCACUGCGAGGCCGGCACCGACCGCACCGGCGAGGUCUCCGCCGCGUACUACAUGCAGUACUUUGGCUGGACGCUCAACCAGUCGCUCACCUACGACUCGCACGUCCACAACCGCCCCAUCGAAUGGCUCUCCCAGCAUGGUGUCGCCUGGUAUUGCUACUACCUCCAAUACGCUCUCGACUCGAUCAUGUUCACCAACCCUGCUUCCAUCGACACCGGCGUUUCUCGUGGUGCCACCAACCCUGCUCGCCACAUCGGCAAGUGUAUUUACCCGUUUACCGACAAGGAGAACCGCACUUUUGCUCGCAACAACAUGAAGGAGAUCUUUGCCCAGUACUCGGACGAAAACGGCCUCAUCACCCUCGCCAACAUCCGCGACGCACUCAAGAGCAUCAUUCGCGUUAACGGCGGUUCUUGUACCCAUGGCGCUGAGGUUUCUGCUGCUCUCGCUGACAGCUUUGACCUCGCCGCCGCCGCUGCCUGCUUCCACGCCGCCUUUGCCGCCCGCAAGCGGAGCAACCCUGCAGCAUCGCACACCGCUGACGGCCGCAGCGACGCUAAGCGCCACAACGAGCGCGAGCGCUUUGAAACCUACGGCAUGGUUGAUGCCCAGGUUUUCAUCUCGAUGUACCUCGAGCGCAUCCACCGGACCGCCUCCCGCCGCGCCAGCUACCACGCCCACAACGCUGCUGCCAAGCUUGAGUUUGAGUCGACCGACUUUUGCUCGCUCGCAGAGAUGACUGCCGCCCUCACCGCGAUCCGCGCCCCGUUUGCUGACAUCUUUGUUGACCACGCCGCAAGCACUGUCAACGCGCAGUUCCUUGCCGACGACAUCAGUGAUGAUGAUGACGACGAGGCUAACGCUGGCGACACCAUCGCCAUGGACGAGGCCCCGGCGGUCGAGACUGUGGCCUUCAACGCGCUCCUUGGCAGCAGCAAGCAGCACUCUGACACCGCCUCUCUCGACUGGUUUCCCUCUCUCGAGAGCAUCUACGACUCUGGCUUGGUUGCCAUGGACGUCGGCGACCACGAUCAGGCGGCACCCGUCCCUAUCCAUACCGCGGACUUUGAUCCGACUGACCCGUUCAACAUGGGCUUUUCUGUCGCAACGUCUCACCAGCGCGAGUUUGACACCUUUGACCCGCUCGAGUUCCUCAACUAGCGCCUCCCUAAAGACGACCUCCAUCAGCA
Thecamonas trahens ATCC 50062 is the source of this 2696-nucleotide messenger RNA. RefSeq lists its product as uncharacterized. The record is from RefSeq and is a predicted model, not a curated record. Lineage: Eukaryota; Apusomonadida; Apusomonadidae. Bases 1 to 2667 code for a protein of 888 amino acids. The transcript has 4 exons.